CCACGUGGAACACCUGCGGGAGAGCAGGGGCGGGGUCACCCUGGGCGGCGGGUCGGAGCGGGGGCUGCCCCAGGAGAUGGGGGCCGAGGAGAGUCCCCAGGGAGGACAGACAGAGCGAGGCUCCCUCCCCCCAUCCCAGACCUGCCCCCCCAAAGGCAAGCCAUCAGGAGCCUGCAUUGAAGCCCUGGCUCUGAAGCUACUUGGCUUUGUUCUCUGAGACCCAUUAGUCACCUCCCUGGAUCACAGGUUAUAAUAUAACUUAUCCUCUCAUGCUUUUUCCCUGCCCCUUCUCCCCAAAUCAUCAACAGUAGAAAAAGAAGAAGAAAACAUGUCAGGACACAAAUGCAGUUACCCCUGGGACUUACAGGAUCGAUAUACUCAAGAUAAGUCAGUAGUAAAUAAGAUGCAGCAGAAGUAUUGGGAAACGAAGCAGGCCUUUAUUAAAGCCACAGGGAAGAAGGAAGAUGAGCAUGUUGUUGCCUCUGAUGCGGACCUAGAUGCCAAGCUGGAGCUGUUUCACUCAAUUCAGAGAACCUGUUUGGACUUGUCUAAAGCAAUUGUACUCUAUCAAAAGAGAAUAUGUUUCUUGUCUCAAGAAGAAAACGAACUGGGAAAAUUUCUCCGAUCCCAAGGCUUCCAAGAUAAAACCAGAGCAGGAAAGAUGAUGCAAGCCACAGGAAAGGCUCUCUGCUUUUCUUCCCAGCAAAGGUUGGCCUUGAGAAAUCCUUUGUGUCGAUUUCACCAAGAAGUGGAGACUUUUCGGCACCGGGCCAUCUCAGACACCUGGCUGACAGUGAAUCGCAUGGAGCAGUGCCGGACAGAAUACAGAGGGGCAUUAUUAUGGAUGAAAGAUGUAUCACAGGAGCUUGAUCCAGACCUCUACAAGCAAAUGGAGAAGUUCAGGAAGGUACAAACCCAAGUACGCCUUGCCAAAAAAAGCUUUGACAAAUUGAAGAUGGAUGUGUGUCAAAAAGUGGAUCUUCUUGGAGCAAGCCGAUGCAAUCUGUUGUCUCAUAUGCUAGCAACAUACCAGACCACUCUGCUUCAUUUUUGGGAGAAAACUUCUCACACUAUGGCAGCCAUCCACGAGAGCUUCAAAGGUUACCAACCAUAUGAAUUCACUACACUAAAGAGCUUACAAGACCCUAUGAAAAAACUGAUUGAGAAAGAAGAAAGGAAGAAGAUCACCCAGCAGGAAAGUGCAGAGGCCACCAUGGAGGAGCCGAGUCAGUUAAUUUCAUUAGAGGAUGAAAACCAGCACAAGGAAUCUUCUAGUUUUAAGACUGAAGAUGGAAAAAGCGUUUUAUCUGCCUUAGACAAAAGCUCUACACAUAAUGCAUGCUCAGAUGAACUAUUAGACAUGAAACCUGAGGAAGGUGCCUGCCUGGGCCCAAUGGCAGGGACCUCAGAACCUGAAGGUGCUGACAAAGAUGACCUGCUGCUGUUGAGUGAGAUCUUCAAUGCUUCCUCCCUGGACGAGGGUGAGUUCAGCAAGGAAUGGGCUGCUGUGUUUGGAGACGGCCGACUGAAGGAGCCAGUGCCCGCUGUGGCCCCAGGAGAGCCAGACCCCAGGCCCCAGGCAGGCUCAGGAUUCCUUCCUUCACAGCUUUUAGACCAAAACAUGAAAGACUUACAGGCCUCACUACAAGGCUGCUCAGAGAGCAAUGUCAAUCCUCCUCCUACUCCAUGGCCAGCACCACAGGCAAGCAGUCCAAAUGACAACAGCCCUACAAUGAAAGAGCCUGCCAAGGCUGCCUCGGAUCUGACUGCCUGGUUUAGCCUCUUUGCUGACCUCGACCCAUUAUCAAAUCCUGACGCUGUUGGGAAAACCGAUAAAGAACAUGAAUUGCUCAAUGCAUGAAUCUGCAGCCUCACGGAGGGAGCCCACAUGCCGCUCCUCAGCCACACACCUGGGGGCACGCAGAUGUAUGAAGUGAUCAGUAUGCUGUUUUAAUUACGUGCCAUUUUAAUAAAAUGAAAGGGUCAAAGGCCCUGUUUAUAUUGGUAUAA
Canis lupus familiaris (dog) is the source of this 2010-nucleotide messenger RNA. It is a transcript of the gene ICA1, whose product is annotated as islet cell autoantigen 1. Gene Ontology annotation, molecular function: protein domain specific binding. The coding region runs from base 329 to 1861 and encodes 510 amino acids. Lineage: Eukaryota; Metazoa; Chordata; Mammalia; Carnivora; Canidae. Gene Ontology annotation, biological process: regulation of transport. The transcript has 16 exons. Gene Ontology annotation, cellular component: Golgi apparatus. The record is from RefSeq and is a predicted model, not a curated record.